CAUAGGAUCUAACAAAGGUCUGAGCAAGGAUGUUCUUUUCCGUAUAUGAUCCAAGAUUGCAUAUCCCUCAUUGGUGAAGCAGAGCUUGGAAGGCUUCCAUAGUGGCAAAAACCCUUCGAUAUCAAUUUUCACUUUUUAUGUGUCGUCUUUCUGCCUUAAUACGCAGCGUUUCAUAUCUCCUUACCCUCAUACUCGCCAGUUGCCAACAAACGACACGCAACGAAGAAGUAAAGAAGAUAACCAAAUCCCAAGAGUGUGUAAUUUGCUCACUCUCACUCUCUCACUCCAAUGGAAGCUCUGGGAUUUCCUUCUCUGAAUACUCACACCAUUUCGUGCUCUAGUUUUCGGCAACGAACACCCACCAAAUUACCAUAUGAAACAAGCCAUUUCUCAAGCUCUUCUUCAAAACCAAAAGGACCCUCUUACAGAACCCACCAUUUUCGUAGGAGUGCUACACGAAUGCAAGCUGACAAUGAAGAUUUCGAGUUGAAGCAAAUGAGAGAUAUGGCUGCUGCCAAGAAAAGAUGGGAUGCUCUGAUUAGGGACGGAAAGGUUAAACCUUUAACACCAAGGGAAGCUGGGUAUGCAAUUCAGCUAUCUAACAAAACCCUUCUUGAUGUUCGUCCCUCUGCAGAACACAAAAAGGCAUGGGUCAAAGGCUCAACCUGGAUUCCAAUAUUUGAUGUUGGUGACGAAUUCGAUGUUGGAACUCUUUCCAGAAAGAUUAUGGGAUUCACUAUGGGGGGUUGGUGGAGUGGUGUGCCUACAUUGGCGUAUAACAACCAGUUCUUGUCUAAGGUUGAUGAGAAAUUUCCAAAGGAUACUGAUCUUAUCGUUGCAUGCCAGAGGGGAUUGAGAUCUAUAGCUGCUUGUGAGGUGCUGUACAAUGCUGGCUACAGAAACCUUUUCUGGGUUCAGGGGGGUUUAGAAGCUGCUGAAGAAGAGGAUCUUGUCAGAGAAGGCCCUCAGCCAUUUAAGUUUGCAGGAAUCGGUGGGGUUUCGGAGUUCCUCGGUUGGACUGAUCAACAAAGAGCUGCAGCUGCUAAAGAAGGGUGGGGUUACCGAUUUAUGUUCUCUGCCCGUCUGGUUGGAGUCUUUCUGAUUGCUGAUGCCUUAUUUCUUGGUUCUCAGCAACUAGUUCAUUAUCUUCAGGAUAUAAGGUCACACUAAUAGCUGGCCAUGACGGUAUUCGAUUGAAUAUCAAAAUACAACAUUUUGCAUUUCUGGUUCACCACAGAGAGACACUGGAUCUGCGCCAUGAUAACAGUUUUGGAUGCCAGAGUACCUCAGAAAGCAGAUUGCAUCCUCAUUAUUGUUCACACCAGUUACUGAAGUUGGAUCUGGGCAUGAUUUAUACCGUGUGGGCUGCGUGAUAAGGAGAUCAGUGAUUGGCUCAGCAAAUUUUAUUAAAACACUUGUGUAUAUGCCUUGUAUGUCAUUAUUAUUAUUUUUUUGGCCGGAUACAGUUCUUUUCUUUGAACGGUUUUAUUAUUUAAGAAUGUAGACUUUCUCUGAGCAUUACUGCUAAAUAGUCAUCUAUAUAAUCGUUUCAUGUUAUGGAACACUUGAAGAAA
Molecule: messenger RNA, 1574 nt
Organism: Rosa chinensis
Lineage: Eukaryota; Viridiplantae; Streptophyta; Magnoliopsida; Rosales; Rosaceae
Product: rhodanese-like domain-containing protein 11, chloroplastic
Exons: 10
Coding region: 289-1170 (293 amino acids)
Source: RefSeq, a predicted model, not a curated record